AUGAAUACCUCCGGUCUUGCUAGCUCUACCGACCACCCCUUGAAUACAGUAGAGGAUCUCGAUUACAAUCAGGGCGGCUAUCACCCCGUACACCUUGGUGAUUCUUUUGAUAAUAAUCGUUAUCAUGUCAUACACAAACUGGGAUAUGGAGGAUACGCAACCGUUUGGCUGGCCCGAGAUAAAAAGAGACACAGAUACGUAGCAUUAAAAAUUCUCACAGCAAGGGCAUCAUAUUAUUCGCCUGAGGUCAAUAUGACACGCCUGAUGAGACAUAGCCCAGAUCAUCAAGAAAAAGCCAAUAUCAACUUGCUUCUGAAUAGCUUCCUUCACACUGGACCGAACGGAAACCACCUAUGCUUAACCUCGCCCGUUCGCGGCCCCAGUCUCAGAAAUUUCACCACCUUGACCUGCCAACAACACAAUGAAGGAGAACGAAUGGAAAAAUCGAUAGCGAGGAGCGUCUCCUCGCAAGUGGCACAUAGUGUAGCCUACCUCCAUCAUAACAAUAUCAUUCACGGAGAUCUUACAUCUGCGAACAUCCUGCUUGAGAUUGCCAAUAUGGAUGACUGGACAGAGCAAGAAGUUUACCAAAGGCUGGGUAAUCCUUGCAAGCAAGAACUUUCCCACGCCGAUUUACUUCAUGCCAAUCUUGAUACGUCCGUAUCAACCUUCCCCAAGUACACUGUCGCCAGUAUUAACAUGCUAAACGUAUCUCCCGCGUGGCUCUCGCCCAAUGCUACAAUCAUAGACUUUGGUAUCGCCCUCCGCCACGGAACCUCAUCUUUGGAGAUAGGUACGCCCAGAAGCUACUGCGCUCCCGAACUGCUCUUUCACUCAUCCCGAAGUAAGGCAUCCGAUAUCUGGGCUUUGGGAUGCCUGAUCUUCGAGGUCCACACCGGGUGUUCAUUGUUUGCUUUCAGCAGGUAUACACCGAGAAGUAAGAUGGUGCAAACUUGGGUAGAGACUUUGGGAGGCCACUUCCCGUACGAGUGGCAAUCAACACUCAGUCUAUGUGAUGCGCAUUCUGAAAGCAUGGGAGAGCCAAAGAAUCUUCUCCUACAGCGAAUUAUGAAUAUAGGACCACAAGAUGAUGAAACUGCCCCCAUAUCUCCCUCCGCAAGCCAAAGCAAUCGGGCGAGCAUAGAUCAACUCGUGUCAAUGGCGAUGGGUCUCACUACCAGCGAAGCCGAUGAGGUACUGAGGUUAGCACAGCUUUCUAAUCAGAACAGUUUGGAUUGCAAUAUCCCUGGGCGUGAAAGCAGUGCUCAAAGCUCAGAAUGGUCUAUCCCUUCCGGGCAGAGCUUGACCCACCUUGUUAAAGUGCAAUCUUCAAUGAUACAAGCCAACACUCACCAUUCAAGCGUAACGACCCUUCCAACUCUCCAUCAAUCCCCAAUCCAAGGUGUGCCGCCUCCCGCCCCUAACGUCAUUUGGCAGUACAGUCCCUACAACAAUCAAAAAAUUAUUGACUCUAAAGACUUGAAGAUUUCCGUUGAUGAAGCUGUGUCCCUGGAAGGUUUAAUACGAAGCUGUUUGGAGUAUCGACCAGAAGAUCGAAUUCUGGCUUCUGAAAUAACCAAACAUGUCUGGUUCUCCAACAUCUUCUCAAUAACAUCAGAUUCUACCACAUAG
This is a messenger RNA of Botrytis sinoallii, 1632 nucleotides long. RefSeq lists its product as uncharacterized. Bases 1 to 1632 code for a protein of 543 amino acids. Gene Ontology annotation, biological process: protein phosphorylation; spliceosomal complex assembly; regulation of mRNA processing. The transcript is spliced from 4 exons. The record is from RefSeq and is a predicted model, not a curated record. Gene Ontology annotation, molecular function: ATP binding; protein kinase activity. NCBI's taxonomy places the organism in Eukaryota, Fungi, Ascomycota, Leotiomycetes, Helotiales, Sclerotiniaceae.